Messenger RNA from Sphenostylis stenocarpa, 543 nucleotides. The record is from the annotation of a GenBank genome assembly. Lineage: Eukaryota; Viridiplantae; Streptophyta; Magnoliopsida; Fabales; Fabaceae.
AUGUCCAGCAAGGGAAAGGAGAUAGCAGAAGGGUCAUCAAGACCCUCUGGAGGUGGUGAUGAUCACAAUCAGCAGCAGCAACAACAGUUACCACUGAGUCGCUAUGAGUCUCAGAAGAGGAGGGAUUGGAACACUUUUGGACAGUACUUGAGGAAUCAGAGGCCUCCUGUGCCACUUUCUCAGUGUAGUUCUAGCCAUGUGCUCGAGUUCCUUCGUUAUUUGGAUCAGUUUGGGAAAACCAAAGUGCACUUACAAGGGUGUUUGUUUUUUGGGCAAAGUGAGCCACCUGGACCCUGCACUUGCCCUCUUAGACAAGCUUGGGGAAGCCUUGAUGCACUCAUUGGAAGGUUGAGAGCUGCAUAUGAAGAAAAUGGAGGCCUUCCUGAGACCAAUCCCUUUGCAAGUGGUGCCAUCAGAGUCUAUCUUAGAGAGGUGAGGGAUUCCCAAGCUAAGGCUAGAGGAAUCCCUUAUAAGAAGAAAAAGAAGAAGAGGAAUAUUAUCAAGCCCAACGGAGACACCUCCUCAAACUUGCCUAUGCAGUAA